This is a messenger RNA of Amborella trichopoda, 3924 nucleotides long. Lineage: Eukaryota; Viridiplantae; Streptophyta; Magnoliopsida; Amborellales; Amborellaceae. The record is from RefSeq and is a predicted model, not a curated record.
GGAAGUUUCAGUCAUGUCAGAAAAGUUUGAGCACCUUGAGGUGGUCCUCGCCUCCAGAAAAUUUAAGUAAAUUUCAGAUGAAAGUUAAGGGCCAUUAUUGUCAUUUUCAUCCUUCUGGUAGGCAGGAAUUCCCAAUUUGCAAGCCAUCUCUCUCUCUCUCUCUAAAAUUGGUGCAGAGGAAUAUGCCGUGUGAGCUUCUCUUCAAAUUCUCAGAUGCUAUGUCGGCUUUAAAAGCCAUUCAUUUCUUGUUCUUUCUUCUUCACCCGAUUUGCAGUUUCUAAAAGUAGCCAAGUAGCAAGCUUUCUAUCAACUGGACAUUUUUGCUAGAAAGAGGCUUAGGAUCAUUAAAACCUUUUUAGGAGAUCAUCUUUGAGAUUGCUAUGCAAACUCACUAAGGAUGCUUCUUAGUUUAUCACUUUUGGAGCAUUCAGCUAGCCUAUGAAAAGGUGAGUAACCUAAUUAGUUUCCAUAUCUCCAAACAUAUUAUUUAUCGAGAUGGGAAAGUGCACCAGUAAUCAAUGGAUUAUGGAAUACCAUAGUCCAUGAGGGCUGCAACUAAAAUGAAGUAUGGUGAUGAAGAGAGAAUAGGGCUUACCAGAACAGGAGACAAUCCAAUGAUGGUCCAUCCUUAUCUCCUUCACUGUCCAGGACAUCACUUGUGGCUUGAGUUACAUAAGCCAAGGUGGAGGUAAAAUGCUUACAAGGAAGAAUUCCCGGGGUCCCUUAUUAGAGAACCUCGGAAUGGAGAGGGUCAGAACUAUUUUGACAUACAAAUAUCCUUACCCACAUGAACACUCUCGACAUGCCAUGACUGCAGUGAUUGUCGCUUGUCUUUUCUUCAUCUCAUCCGAUAAUCUGCACACACUCAUACAAAAGUUAGACAGCAAUGUCAAGUGGUGGUCGAUGUAUAUCGGCUUGGUGGGCUUCUUCUAUUUCUUCUCGUCACCUUUUAUUCGGAAGACUAUUAAGCCAAGCUAUUCGAACUUCAGUCGUUGGUAUAUUGCAUGGAUUUUUAUUGCUGCAUUAUAUCAUCUCCCAAGUUUUCAGUCAAUGGGAGUGGACAUGAGGAUGAACCUUUCUUUAUUUCUUACGCUAUACCUCUCAUCUGUACUCUUUCUCAUUGUUUUCCAUGUCAUAUUUCUUGGCCUUUGGUAUGUGGGGUUGGUAGCUCGUGUGGCUGGUAAAAGACCUGAGAUUUUGACCAUCAUUCAGAACUGUGCUGUUCUGAGUAUCGCAUGCUGUGUAUUCUAUAGUCAUUGUGGAAAUCGUGCUGUCUCAAAAGAGAAAUUACUAGAAAGGAGAAAUUCUGGCUUGUUCUCUUUCCCAUUUUGGAAGAAGGAAGAGAGAAGCAAAUGGUUAUCACAUUUCAUUCAUGUGCACGAGUUGAAGGAACAAGUGUGUUCAUCUUGGUUUGCCCCUGUUGGGUCAGCCAGUGAUUAUCCCCUUUUCUCAAAGUGGGUUAUUUAUGGAGAGAUAGCUUGUAGUGGAUCAUGUGCUGGCCAAUCAGAUGAAAUAUCCCCCAUUUAUUCAUUGUGGGCCACAUUUAUAGGACUUUACAUGGCCAAUUAUGUCGUGGAGCGCUCCACUGGAUGGGCAUUAACUCACCCACUCUCACUCUCAGAAUGUGAGAAGCUGAAGAAACAAAUGAAGCCCGAUUUCUUGGAUAUGGUUCCCUGGUAUUCAGGGACAUCUGCUGACCUGUUUAAGACAGUUUUUGAUCUUCUUGUCUCUGUAACUCUUUUUGUUGGUCGGUUUGACAUGCGCAUGAUGCAGGCUGCAAUGAGCAGGACCCCAGAUGAAGCUCAUAGCCAUGAUCUUUUCUAUGAUCAUUUAAGUGAAAGAGAAGAACUAUGGUUUGACUUCAUGGCAGAUACUGGGGAUGGUGGAAACUCUUCCUAUGCUGUGGCUCGAUUGCUUGCUCAGCCUUCCAUUCAACUUAAAGAUGGGAGUUCCUUGUGCAGCUUACCACGUGGAGACUUGUUUCUUAUUGGUGGUGAUCUUGCGUACCCAAAUCCUUCUCCAUUUACAUAUGAGAGGCGUCUCUUUUGCCCUUUUGAAUAUGCUUUACAACCGCCAUCUUGGUAUAGGCCCGAGCAUAUAGCAGUGAAUAAACCAGAGCUUCCCUUGGAGAUAUCAACGCUAAAGCAAUAUAAGGGACCUCAAUGCUUUAUAAUUCCUGGCAAUCAUGAUUGGUUUGAUGGGCUUCAUACUUUCAUGAGGUAUAUAUGUCAUAAAAGUUGGUUGGGUGGGUGGUUUCUACCUCAGAAAAAGAGUUAUUUUGCAUUGCAACUUCCUCAAGGAUGGUGGAUAUUUGGUCUUGAUCAAGCACUCCACGGGGAUAUUGAUGUCUAUCAAUUUAAAUUUUUUGCAGAAUUGACAAAAAACAAGGUCGGAGAAAAUGACUCUGUGAUUGUUAUGACACAUGAGCCCAAUUGGCUCCUCGAUUGGUACUGGAGUGACACCAGUGGCAAGAACGUGUCCCACUUGAUAUGCGAUUACCUGAAGGGAAGAUGUAAGCUUCGUAUGGCAGGGGAUUUGCACCAUUAUAUGCGUCAUUCUGCUGUUCCAUCGAAUAAUAAACCAGUUUAUGUGGAGCAUUUACUUGUUAAUGGUUGCGGUGGGGCAUUUUUGCAUCCUACUCAUGUCUUUUCCAACUUCAAGAAAUUUUGUGGAAAUGUUUAUGAGAACAAGGUGGCGUAUCCUUCAUAUGAAGACUCAAGUAGGAUUGCCUUGGGGAAUAUUUUAAAGUUUCGAAAGAAGAAUUGGCAAUUUGACUUCAUCGGAGGCAUCAUAUACUUUAUACUGGUGGUUUCCAUGUUUCCACAGUGUCAACUGGAUCAUAUAUUGCAGGAUGAUACAUGGUCGGGUCACCUGAAAAGUUUCUUCCUUAUAAUGUGGCGUGCAUUUACAUCCAUGUUGGAACAUUCCUACGUGUCUUUUUGGGGGAUCAUAGGUCUGUUGGUGGCUUCUUUUCUUUUUGUUCCUUCCAAAGUUUCUAGAAAGAGAAGGGCCAUCAUAGGCAUCCUUCACGUUUCUGCCCAUAUGACUGCAGCCAUCAUACUCAUGAUGCUUUUGGAACUUGGCAUUGAGACAUGUAUUCGCCACAAGCUACUAGCAACUUCAGGCUAUCAUACUCUAUAUGAAUGGUACCGCUCGGUGGAAAGUGAGCAUUUUCCGGACCCCACAGAACUACGAGCUCGGCUAGAACAGUGGACCUUUGGUCUUUAUCCGGCCUGCAUAAAGUAUCUAAUGUCUGCCUUCGAUGUUCCAGAGGUCAUGGCUGUAACCAGAAGUAACAUAUGCAAGAGAGGGUUGGAAUCUCUUUCUCGUGGGCAUGCAAUCAUCUAUUAUGCUUCAGUCUUUUUGUACUUUUGGGUCUUUUCCACCCCAGUGGUCUCACUGGUCUUUGGAUGCUACUUGUAUCUAUGCAUCAACUGGCUCCACGUCCACUUUGAUGAAGCCUUCUCGUCCCUGCGUAUUGCAAACUACAAGUCCUUCACCAGAUUCCAUAUCAGUCCCAAGGGUGACCUUGAAGUCUAUACCCUUGCCGUUGAUAAGGUUCCGAAAGAUUGGAAGUUAGAUCCAGAUUGGGACGGUGAGCUCAAGCAGCAGCAAAAGUUCAGCCAUCUGAGGAGAUACCCAAGUAAGUGGAGUGCAGCCGUGUCUAAUCACGACCCAUUAAGCACUGUCCGGAUUGUGGACCAAUUUGUCAUUCAUCGGACCUAUUCUUGUACUGACAAUACAAAAGAUUAAUGUAGCAUCAUCAGUCACGCACCUUUCUGUGGAUGUAAAUAUGUAUAACCAACACGAUUCAGGGGAGAGAGAGAGAGAGAGAGAGUUUGUGUGUUCUAGGUCCGGUCGAGUCGUAACUCAUCUCAUUGCAGUUUAAUCUAACAUCACGCCGAGAAAGCAAUUCCCAUUUUC